AUGGAGUGUGCAGUGGACAUUCCUGCCGGCGAGGAUGAGACUACAGAAAAAGAUGACGUGAACUGUAAAGAAGGGACUGAAACACCUCAAAAGAAAAACAAGAAACAUAAGAAGCACAAGAACAAGAAGAAGAAAAAGAAGAAGAAGGGUGAAAAAGACAGCAGUUCAGAGUCUGGUCCUGAGUCUGAGGCAGAGGCAGCUCCUCCAAAACCUAAAGGAACCAACAAGUUGCUACCCAAAUCUUCAACCAUAAUAGUGUCUCAGUUAACUCUAAGGCUGCAUUGGCGUGCAAGGCUGGCUGCGAAAGCUGGAGAUUCGGUCGGCCAGAAGGAAGAGAUUAAAACAGUAAACAACAAAGGGGAUGAGAACCUUGUUUCCAGUCUGCCGCAAACGGAACCACUUGAAGAGAAGAAAGAGGUUCUACCUGAUAUGGAUGUUUCACAAAGUGCAGAGAAGACGACAAAUGAUAGUCAUCCAAAUGGAACCGAAAAGGAUAUCAAAUCCCCAUCGCCUAGUUUGGAUGAGGUAGCACAUACAGGAACAGUUCAGGUGAAGGAAGAAGCCAAUCUAGGAGAGUGCAAUUUCAGUCAUGCCCAUGAACUUCCUGACAUUAUUCCUAAAGCGGACGGUAACACACCUAGAGAUGAGCCAUUAGAGAUAGAUAAAUCCAGUUUAAAGCAACAACAAAAAACAACAGCAAAAGAGUCUGACUCGCCAAAGUCAGGGUCUCCGCUCCCUGUUUUAGGCACACAUAUUAAGCGGUCUGACUCAAGGCAUAGUCGGUCACCAUCAUCAAGUCCUCCCAAGCAGCAAAAUGAUGAACAAAAAGUAAUGGCGAUAGAAGAACCGUCAAAAAAUCAUUCGAGAUCGGCUUCAAAGGACAAGAAAUCACCCACUCCUCGAAAAAAUCGUCGGCUCUCGCGUUCAAUCUCUCGCUCUCCAUCUCCUAAAUCUAGGAGAAAAUCUGUCUCCCCACGCUCGAAGUCCCCCAAGAGAGCUCGCCGCCAUUCAAGAUCUAAUUCUCGGUCACGUACCCCCAGAAGGAAGUCGUUAAGGUCCCCGCGGAGGUCCAAGUCGCCAAAACGUCGGAGGAGCUCCUUGUCCACGUCCCCGAGGCGACAUAGAAGUCCCCUGUCUACAAGAAGAAGAUCUUCGAGAUCGCCAAAACGCAGCGGGCGUAGGUCACGCUCUUUAUCACGGUCUCCGAGGAGAAGCCGGAGAUCAAAGUCCCGCUCGCGAGGGCGCUUAAGGCGCUCUCGGACCCACUCGCCUAGACGCGGUGCCACAAGCGGCAGGCGGUCACGCUCACGUUCUUUUGGCAGGGUCCGUCGCUCCAGAUCACGACGCCCUCACCGCCGAUCCAGGUCGCGUUCCUUGGCAAGGCGCACUGGUGGCCGGCGCUCAAGGAGUCGGUCUUUGUCGCGACAUAGGAGGUCUCCGCCUCCCAGAGCACGCCGCUCACGCUCCAGAUCUGUGCGCAGGAGCAGGCGGAGCCGCUCGCGCACCCCCUUGUCCUACAAACGUCAACGGCGCUCUAGAUCAAGGACUCCCCGUAAACGGACCAAAUCCCGAACUCCUAUUUCCCGCCGGCGCUCCAAAAGCAGGUCUCCCUUCCGAAGGCGUUCUCGGUCCCCUGCAAGGAGAAAACGGUCUCCACUGAGGUCUAGCAAACGCUCGAAAUCCCGCUCGUUGCCUAGAAGGCGCAGGUCGAAGUCACGUUCGCCUCUGUUGAGCAGAAAGAAGUCCAAAUCGCCAAGGAGCCGCGUUAGAAGGUCAAAGUCAAAAUCUGUCUCUGUUGGCUUGCGCAGAUCCAAGUCCAGAACCCCGUCUGAGUCAAGUGAUAGGCCGUCUGAUAGGUCGUCCCAUGCCAGAUCCGCAUCACCCCCUGUUGAGGAGAAGACGAUUUCUCCCCAUGCAGACCAAGCAUCCCCAGAAAGGACGGCUGCAGAAGCAGAACCCGAUUCUACUGCAGGUGGUUGGAAACCAGUGGCCUCACUAGUUGCUUCCAAAUGUUCAGCUGAUGAGGUGCAGGAGCGACCUAAAGUGUCUGAUACGAUCCCUGCUGAAGACGAGAAAGAAGAACAGAGUGAGCAGAACCUGCCAUUGGAUCUCAAGAACCUGCCACUGGAUCUCAAGAACCCGUGUUUGGCCCACAAGAACCUGUGUUUGGCCCACAAGAACCCGUGUUUGGCCCACAAGAACCCGUGUUUGGCCCACAAGAACCCGUGUUUGGCCCACAAGAACCUGUGUUUGGCCCACAAGAACCCGCGUUUGGCCCAAAAGAACCCGCGUUUGGCCCAAAAGAACCUGCGUUUGGCCCAAAAGAACCUGCGUUUGGCCCAAAAGAACCCGAGUUUGGCCCAAAAGAACCCGAGUUUGGCCCAAAAGAACCCGAGUUUGGCCCAAAAGAACCCGCGCUCGGCCCACAAGAACCCGCGCUCGGCCCACAAGAACCCGCGCUCGGCCCUCAAGAACCCGCGUUCGGCCCUCAAGAACCCGCGUUCGGCCCUCAGGAACCCGCGUUCGGCCCUCAGGAACCCGCGUUCGGCCCUCAGGAACCCGCGUUCGGCCCUCAGGAACCCGCGUUCGGCCCUCAAGAACCCGCCUUCGGCCCCCAAGCACCCGCCUUCGGCCCCCAAGCACCCGCCUUCGGCCCCCAAGCACCCGCCUUCGCCCCCCAGGAGUCUGACAUUGGCCACCCAGACGGUUCUGGAUGUUCGGAGGCCUCAGCUGAAGAAGUUGAAAGUGCUCCUUUGCCCUGCCUUUCUGCAGAUGCUGAACGUGAUCGGCUUCUCAGGGAUCUGUCAAUCCUUCUUACUGGCGAAGAGCUUUCGCCUUCACCAGCACGUCACAGAGAACCCUCCCGCUCACCUUCACCUCGAAGGAGGUUUGUGCUUUGAGUCAAAGUCUCCAGGGAAGAAGAGGGAAUCUAUGUCCCCGUCAGAGAAAAAGAAACGGCGAUCAAAAUCUCGAAGUCCCGGCCGGCGCAAAAGAUCCAGCCCUUCUCGGUCAGCCACUCGACGCAAGCGGUCCCGUUCCAAGUCUCGAACGAGGGCACGGCGAUCCAAAUCCCGCUCCCCGGCCCGCAAAAGACGCUCCCGCACGCCCAACGCCAGGGGAAGGAAAAGAUCCAAAUCCGCGGAUAGGAACAAGCGGUCUCGAAGCCGAUCCGCUGCCCGCAGGAAAAGGUCUCGCUCGGGCGAUAGGGGUAGGCGGUCCAGGUCUCGUUCUUCUGACCGAAGACGCAGGUCGAGGUCCAGAGGUCGAGGGAAACGUCCCGUGUUUCGCAGUCGUUCGUUUGAUCGAAGGGACCGUUGGAAGAGAGAACCCAGCCACUCUCCCGUUCUGAUUCUCCGCAAACAGCGCCGCUCGGGGUCCAGGACGCGACGCAGCGCCAGCAAGUCGCCCCCGAGGCUGACCGAUCUGGAUAAAGACCAGUUACUGGAGAUCGCCAAGGCCAACGCUGCUGCCAUGUGUGCCAAAGCUGGGGUGCCCAUUCCCGAGAGUCUGCGGCCAAAAGCCAUCCUCCAACUUCCGCUGCCCACCCCGUCUCCAGGCCCCCUCUCUCUCCCGCUGCCUUUGCCCCUCCCCAUGGGCAUGGGGAUGCCGAAUAUGCCCAACAUGGGUCCAAUGGGCUUGCCCGGCAUUCCGGGAAUGCCCAACAUGUCCAACAUCACCAUGAGCGCCGCCAUGGCGAGUAUGACGGCGGCCACUAUGACGGCUGCCUUGACCAACAUGGGCGCCCUGGCGGCCAUGCCUCCCCUCGCCCCGCUUCCCACCAUCACCAAUAAGCCCCCUCCUAGUCUGGCACCGCCGACCCCAUCCCUGAACCUGGACCACAUCGAAGAAGCGAAAAGGAAGGUCACGCAGCAAGCUAACAUCCACACCAUCAAGGAGCUGACAGAGAAAUGUAAGAUGAUUGCAAACAGCAAGGAGGAGAUGGCUGUAGCUAAACCUCAUGUCUCUGAUGAUGAAUUCUAA
This is a messenger RNA of Nerophis lumbriciformis (worm pipefish), 3981 nucleotides long. The record is from RefSeq and is a predicted model, not a curated record. NCBI's taxonomy places the organism in Eukaryota, Metazoa, Chordata, Actinopteri, Syngnathiformes, Syngnathidae.